Molecule: messenger RNA, 3240 nt
Organism: Ruditapes philippinarum (Manila clam)
Lineage: Eukaryota; Metazoa; Mollusca; Bivalvia; Venerida; Veneridae
Exons: 1
Coding region: 1-3240 (1079 amino acids)
Source: RefSeq, a predicted model, not a curated record
AUGUGUAGUUUAUACAAUGAUCCAAGUUUCAGGCAUGAUCAAUCUACACAGAAGGGGCACAGGGAAGAGGCGCAGCAGAGAUCUGGAAGACCGUUGCGGAUCAAUGCAAACAAAGGUGAGGUUAACAAUACAGGUAGGACGUGCCCUUUACACAAAUACGCGCAACAUACGCUUGACACCUGCAGAGAAUUUAGGAAAAAGCCCAUAGAGGAACGAAGGCAGUUUUUAAAAGAUAAUAAGUUGUGCUUCAGGUGUUGCAAGUUUGAACAUAGAAUUAGGGACUGCAAGGUACCAAUUAAGUGUGAUGAAUGCAAUAGUUUGAAACAUACAAGUAGCCUACAUUUUGAUUGGAAACCAACAGAAAAGUAUGACAAGCAAAAGGACAAUGACAAGAAGCAAGAGAGUCCAAGUUCAAGAAGUCACGAUAGUGUUAACUCCAAGUGUUCUAAAUUGUGUGGAGAUGCUUCUUUGUGCAAAUCAUGUGCCAAAAUACUUAAGGUUAACGUAUACCACAAGGAUAAUACCAAUUUUAAAGUAAAAAUGUACGUUGUCCUUGACGAUCAAAGUAAUAGAACGUUGGCAAACUCUCGCUUCUUUGACAUCUUCAAGAACAUCUGCUCUUAUAAAGAGAUAGAAUAUACCUUGUCUUCAUGUAGCGGAAAAGUUACCACAUCUGGGCGCACAGGACAAGGUUUCAUUAUAGAGGGUAGUGAAGGACCCAAGUUCAAUUUACCAUUAAUUACCGAGUGUUCAGAAAUUCCGGACAACAAGGAAGAAAUUGCAACUCCUGACGUGGCACUGAAAUAUUCUUACCUUCGUCGAAUUGCUGACGAUAUACCAGACUUAGACGAGGAAGCAGACAUCAUGUUGUUAAUUGGCAGAGACCUCCCUGACGUACACCAUGUGAAAGACCAAAUUGUCGGUCCGGAUGGUCCCUAUGCACAGUUGCUUAACUUAGGAUGGGUCAUUAUCGGAGAAACAUGUAUUAGGAAUGCCCACAUACCUCCUAUCUAUGUUAAGAAAACUUCUAUUCGAGACGGACGACAGUCGAUUCUCCCCUCUUGUUCAAAACUUUAUACUAUAAAGCACCAUAGUGUUGAUGAUUGCCAUGGUUUGGCAUGUGAUCUUUUUGUUAGAGAUAGAGACGACAAUAAAGUUGGCACCUCCAUAGAGGAUCGAGAAUUUCUGUCAAUCAUGGAAACAAAGUGUAAGAAAGACGAAAGAGGUUAUUGGGUAGCACCACUUCCUUUUAGAUUGGACAGACCGUUGUUACCAAACAAUCGCGAUAUCGCCCUUAGACGAGCAUUGAUGUUGGACGCAAGCCUCAAAAGAAAUACAACCAAGGCAAAGCACUUUGUUGAAUUUAUGUCAAAGGUCAUGAAGUCGGGAGCUGCAGAGGUUGCACCACCAUUGGGCAAUGGAGAAGUCUGGUAUUUGCCAAUUUUUGGUAUAUACCAUCCUAAAAAACCAGACAAAAUUAGAGGCGUAUUUGAUUCCUCAGCCAUCUGCAAAGGAACAUCCUUGAACAGUACCCUAUUGUGUGGACCAAACCUGAUCAAUAGUCUGUUAGCAGUAUUAUUACGGUUCCGUAAAGACUCUUGUGCAGUAAUUGCGGAUAUAGAACAAAUGUUUUACUCCUUUCUUGUGCAGGAGAACCAUCGCGACUACUUAAGGUUCUUUUGGUAUAGGAACAAUGACCCUGAUGACAGUUUGAUAGAGUACCGCAUGUGUGCUCACGUGUUUGGGAAUAGCCCAUCACCAGCAGUCGCUAAUUACUGUUUACGAAAGACUGUUGAAGAUGCAGAGAAGGAUGUAAAUGCCUUUGUCAACAACAAUUUUUAUGUAGAUGAUGGCCUUAUUUCCCUACCAAAUACUAAUGACACUAUAAGCCUCAUGAAGAGAACCCAGGCUUGUCUCAGUACUGCCAAUCUAAGACUCCAUAAGAUAGCCUCUAACAAAAAACAGGUCAUGAAGGCCUUUCCUGAAGAAGACUUACAAAAUGAUCUUAAAUCACUUAACCUUGAUGUAGACAAGCUACCUGUGAACCAGAGCCUUGGUUUGUCUUGGGAACUAAACUCUGAUAGUUUUAGAUUUAGCCUGGAACUUGAAUCGAAGCCUUACACACGCCGUGGUCUUCUCUCAACUCUGAAUAGUGUGUACGACCCCCUUGGUUUCGCAGCGCCUUUCACCAUUCGCGGAAAGAUGUUACUCCGAGAAAUUACUACAGGCUGCGACUGGGACGAACCCCUUAAUCCUGAUUUACAGACAAAGUGGGAUGCCUGGAAACAUUCUUUGCUGUCUCUGCGUGAACUCACAAUCCCACGAAUGUACUUACCUGAGUCAUUGAGUAUGUGUAUUGACAAACAUCUGUGCAUCUUCUCGGACGCAUCUGAAAAGGCUGUAAGUGCAGUAGCGUAUAUAAGGUCUCAGAGUGACAGUGGUGAAGUUUUAACAGGGUUUGUCAUUGGUAAGAGUAAGUUAGCCCCUACACAUGGUCAUACCAUACCUAGGUUAGAGCUUUGUGCAGCCCUCCUAGCAGCAGAACUAGGUGAGACAGUUAUCAGUGCCCUUGACGUAACUUUCAACUCUGUUAGGUAUUACACCGACAGCCGUGUAGUGCUUGGUUACAUCAACAAUACAACCAGACGUUUUUUCAACUAUGUAUGUAAUAGAGUACAGAGGAUUCUCUUCUUAACGAAAGCUGACCAAUGGCAGUAUGUGAAUACAAAAUCCAACCCCGCUGAUAUUGGGAGCAGAGGAUGUAUGUCCCCAGAACUGUUGACUACUUGGUUACAAGGUCCAGACCUUUUGCAGACUGCAAAAAUGGACACUUCUGAAACCUUUCCCUUGAUCUUACCGGAUAAAGAGGUACGGCAAGCAGUUUCUGUGCUGAAGUCCUCAGUAACUACGAGCACAGCAGACCACUUUGAACGGUUUUCUUGUUGGAGAAGACUGGUAACAGCAUUUGUUGUCCUUAAGAGAGCUGCUAGAAACUUUAAAUCCCGCAAAUCAUCUGAUUUGAACAAAUCUGCUUGCGACAAGAUAUCUACAUUGGUGGACUAUCGCAAAGAAGCAGAACUCUUCAUUGUUAGAGCGAGUCAGUCGAAGACAUAUUAUGAUGAAAUAAAGUGUCUUCAGAAGUCAAAACCAGUUGAUAGGAACAGCCCAAUUGUUCAACUUAAUCCAGUUUUGGACAAGGAUCAGAAUAUUCGUGUUGUGAGCUUUAUGUCUUAUAGAUAA